Poeciliopsis prolifica (blackstripe livebearer) is the source of this 3399-nucleotide messenger RNA. Its product is annotated as Y+L amino acid transporter 2-like. NCBI's taxonomy places the organism in Eukaryota, Metazoa, Chordata, Actinopteri, Cyprinodontiformes, Poeciliidae. Gene Ontology annotation, molecular function: L-amino acid transmembrane transporter activity; basic amino acid transmembrane transporter activity. The transcript is spliced from 12 exons. The record is from RefSeq and is a predicted model, not a curated record. Gene Ontology annotation, biological process: amino acid transmembrane transport. Gene Ontology annotation, cellular component: membrane. Bases 439 to 1911 code for a protein of 490 amino acids.
ACAUGCAGCUGUCUGAUGACGGGAGAAACUCUUCCCUCCUGAUCUCUAUUUAAUGCAUACAUGAGGUUCUGUUCGUUCAUGAGCCGAUCUGCCCCAGGUCUCUCUGUGAGUCUCCAGUCAUCCCGUGGCUGCUGCUGAGGAGGAGCUGGAGCAGAUGUUGAGUGCUGAUCCAGCGUGGAUCGAAGCUGAAGUUCUUUGAACACAGCACCUGGGUCGCGGCGAGGAGUGUGUGGGCACGUAAACGAGGAUAUCCAACGAGAGAAAUUACACCUUGGAUUCUGUUUUGAGAUGUGCUAAUCUUGAACUUCCUAUAAGACCAACCCCACUUGUCUUUGUUAGGUCCAAACUACCUAUCGUUUUUUUACCAGGAUAAAUUUGCGCUACACUUAAUUCGACAUAUUAACCUCUGCCUUUGAGCUUUGAAAUAAAUUGGUGAACAUGGUGGCUGAUGGAGACUCCCAGUCUGUGGGCAGUGAUGUCAGACUAAAGCAGGAGAUCUCCCUCCUCCAUGGGGUCUGCCUCAUCGUGGGAAAUAUGAUUGGCUCUGGAAUCUUUGUUUCUCCGAAGGGAGUUCUCAUGCAUGCAGGCUCUUACGGCUUGUCUCUGGUGGUGUGGGCCAUCGGAGGGAUAUUGUCUGUGAUUGGAGCGUUGUGCUACGCUGAGCUCGGCACCACUAUCCACAAAUCCGGAGCGUCUUAUGCUUACAUUCUGGAAGCAUUUGGAAGCUUCGUGGCUUUUAUUCGGCUCUGGACGUCCCUGUUGAUCGUAGAACCAGCCUCUCAGGCAGUGAUAGCCUUGACCUUCUCCAACUAUUUGAUCCAGCCUUUCUACCCCACCUGUUUAGCCCCGUACUACCCGGUCCGCCUCAUUGCAGCUGCCGUAAUAUGUUUGUUAACUGCUGUUAACUGCACGAAAGUAAAAUGGGGAGCGGUCCUCCAGGUCGUCUCUACUGUAGCAAAGUUGCUGGCGCUCCUCGUCAUCAUCAUCACUGGCUUGGUGAAGCUGGGUCAAGGUUUUGACCAGAAUUUUCAAGAGCCGUUCAAAGACUCCAAGCUGGAUAUGGGCCCCAUGGCUUUGGCUCUUUACUCAGCUCUCUUCUCCUACUCUGGAUGGGACACGCUCAACUUCAUCACGGAGGAGAUCAAGAACCCAGAGAGGAAUCUCCCUUUGUCCAUUGCCAUUUCCAUGCCCAUUGUCACAAUAAUCUACAUUUUAACCAACGUAGCUUACUACGUGGUCCUGGAUGCAGACACUGUGCUCUCCAGUGGAGCUGUUGCUGUGACGUUUGCAGACGAAGUCCUGGGCUGGGCUCGAUGGAUGAUCCCUUUCUCUGUGGCCAUUUCAUGUUACGGAGGCCUCAACUCAUCCAUCAUUACCGCCUCAAGGUUGUUUUUUGUUGGCUCCAGAGAAGGUCACCUGCCCGAGGCCCUGUGCAUGAUCCACAUUAAACGUUACACCCCGAUUCCAGCCCUUCUUUUCAAUGGGAUCAUGUCGCUAAUUUACCUCUCCGUGCCCGACGUCUUCCAGCUGAUCAACUACUUCAGCUUUAAUUACUGGCUGUUCAUCGGCCUGUCGAUGGCCAGUCAGAUCUACCUUCGAUUCAGAUUUCCCGAAUGGCCGCGCCCUGUUAAGCUGUCUCUGUUCUUCCCAAUAGUUUACUGCUUGUGCAGCUUUUUCCUGGUGGUUCUUCCCCUCUUCAGUGACACCAUCAACACUCUUGUUGGAAUUGCUGUUGCUCUGUCCGGAGCGCCAGUUUACUAUAUUUGUAUCCAUCUACCUCCCACGUCUAGACCACCCUUCCUCCGGAAAAUGCUUGAUAAGAUUUCCCUGUUCACCCAGAAACUGCUCUUCUGCUGCGUGGCCUCGCCAGAUAUUGAUCUGGACAACAUAGAACCAGAGAAGAUGGACUGAAGCUCGGUCUGAAUGGAGGAUGAUUGAAUACACAGAGGAAGGGAUAAGAUAAAAAUAAUAAUAAUACUAAAGUAAAUAAGCCUGAGAGAACCUGAAGAGAGGAGCCGCACAAACUUCCUGCCCUCCUCUUCUCACACCUUUCAGUCGGUGAAGCGGCAGCAGGGUGUUUCACACUAAAGCAGUUUACAGCAUUUUGAUUAGUAGUUUAAAGUUGUGUGUGUGUGUGUGUGUGUGUGUGUGUGUGUGUGUGUGUGUGUGUGUGUGUGUGUGUGUGUGUGUGUGUGUGUGUGUGUGUGUGUGUGUGUGUGUGUGUGUGUGAGAGAGGUAGUGGCAGUAGCAGGGUGAGAGAGGAAACUCACCGGCACUCCUCAGAGAUCACAAAAACAGUUUUGCACAUAUUCUACUGACUGUUCUGUGGAUUACAAAUAGUUUUGUUACAAGUUGCUGAACCGAAGGACCAACUGCUGAUUAUCUUACUGUUUUUUUGUUUUGUUUUUUUUUUUUCCCAAGAGUUGACAGGUCAAGAUGUCCGGCUGUUUUUCACUCAUUUGACAUUUCGUCUUUAUUUAGAAAACUUUCUGCUCCGGGUUGUGGGUGACGUUAACGUCCAUCAGCAAAAAUUUAUUUGCCAAAUUUUUGUUGAAGUUGUGCCUUAUUUUCAUCCCUCUCUUGCCUUUUUCCACACAUGUGCAAACAGCUGAGGAUGGAAACCUUAUGCUUAUUUACUGUGAUUGUUGCAGGAUUAAAUGCCCCGCAUAAUGUUAAGAGGCAAACCUCACGAUCAGGCACGCUGUUGCUACUGAUCCCUGCCAGUCUCAAAGGAUUGUGAAACAUGUAGGACAUUUAAUGUUGCAGUGUGUCGUCAUAGAGCUAAUAACAUUCAGACUCUUGUGUUAUUCAGCUGUGUGGAGUUUGAGCUGCAUGUAGAAAUGUGGCCCUUCUGAACUUUAUGUGCGCUCCAAGUGUGGUGAACUUUUCCUGCCUGUUGUAACGUCUUGAGCACAAUUGUUGAAACUUUACUGUAACAUAGCCAGAUAUUUUUGUCGUCUAAAGCAAUUCCUGCACCAAGCAGUCUUUGGCUUGAUGGGUCGUAUUUACAACACAAGUUGAAAACCAAGACCAAUGCCGUUCAUGUGCCCGUUUGUUUUCUCUGGGAUUCUAGUAAAUGUUGAGACCAAACUAUAGUGAGCUGUUUGUUUUAAAGAGAAUAUUGACUACAACAUUUAGUCCAUUUCCAGCAGGUAUGAGCUUAUAUUUAACUACAUGCAGUGAAUGUCGCAAUAUAAAUGGUGUGUUUGCUGUUUCAAUGGAUACCAAAUGUUUUAAAAUUUGUUGAGAAACGGAAGAAAGAGUCUUUUUUUUUUACCUUUCUAUGGUAAAAGAUAUGGACGUAGACCAACCAAAUGCUGAAAACCGUUUCAUUCUUAUUAUUUCAACUGUAGAAUGUAUGUGCUGUGUGUUUCAUCCAAAUAAAGUUGAGACGAUGUA